Messenger RNA from Caenorhabditis remanei, 816 nucleotides. RefSeq lists its product as uncharacterized. The record is from RefSeq and is a predicted model, not a curated record. The coding region runs from base 1 to 816 and encodes 271 amino acids. Lineage: Eukaryota; Metazoa; Nematoda; Chromadorea; Rhabditida; Rhabditidae. The transcript is spliced from 4 exons.
AUGUUAUGUUCAUCUUAUGAUGCAUUGGUUCCUUUGUGUGUCCACGUCUACCGUUACGCCUUCGUUGUCUUCGUUUCAGAAGGUCCAUUCGUUCGUUUCUCCCCACUUGGCCAUUUAGCUCUCUCAGUUCGUUGUGGAUUCAUAACUGUUACAUAUGCAAUUCUUCAUGCUCAUUUCAUUUAUAGAUAUCUCGCUCUACAUAAGAGCAAUCUCAUUCAAGAAUGGUUUAUGCCAUUUGGUUUGGUGGGGACAUUUGUCUACUGUAUCUCUCAUGUGAUGCUGUGGGCUUGGGUUUGUGAACGCUUUUUCUAUGGAGAUUUUGAAAGGACAAGUUAUAUUCAUGACUCAUUUCAAGACCUAUAUCAUGAAAAUUCACAUGAUACGAAUAUGGUGAUAGCGUUAUAUCGGGAAGGCAGUGAUAAUGUAGUUAUUGGAUCAUGGAUUGGAGUGACUAUUGUCACUGCAAGUACCAUUUAUUCAAUGGGUUUAUAUUUUGUAUUGGGGCAUAAGAUAAUGAAAAAGCUGAAAGUGCACGUGAAUCUGAGUGAGAAAACUCUCAGACUCCAGAGACAAUUAUUCAAUGCACUCACCGUACAGACUAUCAUCCCGAUAUGUGUCAGUCUAAUACCUUGCCUUUCCGUAUGGUUUGGUCCCAUCUUCCUCCUCGAUUUCCGUUGGAUUUACCUAUCAUCCGUCAUCGCUGUCUCUAUAUUUCCUUGCAUUGAUCCAAUUGCUAUCAUAUAUUUCUUACCAAGCUUACGGAGAAGAGUUCAAAUUCGUUACAGUAUACCAUCUACGACACAGAGAGGUUCUUGA